Panicum hallii is the source of this 3673-nucleotide messenger RNA. RefSeq names its product structural maintenance of chromosomes protein 5. Gene Ontology annotation, biological process: double-strand break repair via homologous recombination. Lineage: Eukaryota; Viridiplantae; Streptophyta; Magnoliopsida; Poales; Poaceae. The transcript has 29 exons. Gene Ontology annotation, molecular function: ATP binding; ATP hydrolysis activity. The coding region runs from base 96 to 3269 and encodes 1057 amino acids. The record is from RefSeq and is a predicted model, not a curated record. Gene Ontology annotation, cellular component: Smc5-Smc6 complex.
AUUUCGGCCGCCCGCCUCCCCAAACCCGCCCAAUGCCCUAACCCCUCCGCCUCCCCCGCCCGCCGAACCCUAGCUCCCCCGCCCGCGCGCCGGCGAUGGCGGCCCCGCGCGCCGCCAAGCGCCCCAAGCUCGACCGGGGUGCAGCGCCGCCCCAGCGCGGGGAGGACGACUACGUGCCGGGGAACAUCGUGGAGGUCGAGCUCUGCAACUUCAUGACCUACGACCGCCUCGUCUGCCGCCCCGGCCCGCGCCUCAACCUCGUCGUCGGCCCCAACGGCUCCGGCAAGAGCUCCCUCGUCUGCGCCAUCGCACUCGGCCUCGCCGGAGACCCCAAUAUUCUCGGGAGAGCGUCCAGCGUCGGUGCGUUCGUCAAGAGAGGGGAGGUCGCCGGGCACGUCAAGAUAUCCCUCCGCGGGGAUACGCCUGACGAGAAUAUCUGCAUUACUAGGAAGAUUGAUACGAAGAACAAGUCCGAGUGGCUCCUCAAUGGUGCAACUGUCCCCAAGAAGGAAGUUAUUGAUGUGAUUAAGAAAUUCAAUAUUCAAGUUAACAACUUAACUCAGUUCUUGCCGCAAGACCGGGUGUCUGAAUUUGCAAAGCUAAGUCCCAUCCAACUUCUAGAAGAGACUGAAAAGGCAGUUGGUGAUCCUGAUUUACCUGUUCAGCAUCGACAACUUGUAGAGAGAAGUAAGGAACUGAAAGCGCUUGAAGUGGCCCUAAAGCAAAAGGAACGGACUUUGAACAAUCUGAAAGCCCUCAAUGCUGAACAAGAAAAAGAUGUUGAACGUGUUCGACUAAGAGAUAACCUCCUGAGAAAGGCUGAAUUAAUGAAGAAGAAGCUACCAUGGCUGAAAUUCGACAUGAUGCGGAAGGAAUUCACAGAAGUGAUACAGGAGCAGGAGAAAAUUGCGAAGAGGAAAAUGGAAGAAGCUGCCAGAAUCUGGGAAGAUUCAAAAGGCCCUAUUGAUGAACUCAAGAAACACAGGGCAGCUCAUACUUCAAAUAUAAAGAAGACAAGUAACCAAGUAAAUGAGAACAUGACCAACCGCAGGAAAGUUACAGACCAUGAACUGCAGCUGAAUGCAGAACUGAAAGCUGCUUUUGAUGACAUUGAUUAUUUGAAAAAGCAAGAAAAAUCUCGCCAGCAAAGGAUUCUGAAAGCUAAGGAAGACCUUGCUGCUGCUGAAAAAGAACUUGAAGAUCUACAGCCAUAUGAACUCCCUAAAGCUCAAAUGGCACAACUCACAGACCAAAUUGCACGAAUAAGUGUUGAGAUAAAAAAUCUAAAAGCAGAAAGGAAUUCUGUGGAGUCCCAGUUAGCUCGAGAGAAUGAAAGCAUGGGGAGAUGUUCUAAUAGGCUGAUGGAAAUGGAAAGCAAGAAUAGUAAGCUACUCCAAGCAUUGCAAAUGAUAGGCGCUGAUAAGAUCACUGAAGCAUACCACUGGGUGCAAGAUAACAAAAAAAAUUUUAGGGGGGAAGUAUAUGGACCUGUUCUCCUUGAGGUAAAUGUUGAGGAUAAGCUCCAUGCAACUUACCUGGAAAACCAUGUUCCAAACUAUAUAUGGAAGUCAUUCAUCACUCAGGAUGCUUCCGACCGUGACUACAUCUUUAGAGAAAUGAAGAAGUAUGGCAUCCCUGUUCUGAACUACAUAACGGACGAACGCGUAAGGCGACGACCGUUAAACAUUACUCCGGAGAUGAAGCAACUUGGGAUCUACUCCCGACUUGAUCAAGUAUUUCGAGCCCCGGAUGCUGUAAAAGAUGUUUUAAUUAAUCAGGCAAUGUUGGAUGAUUCGUACAUAGGUACAGAUGAAACUCAUCGCAGAGCAGAUGAGGUAUCAAAGUUGGGCAUUUCUGACUUUUGGACUCCGGAUAACCAUUACCGAUGGUCCAAAUCGAGAUAUGGUGGUCAUAUGUCAGCAUUUGUAGAUGCAGUCAAUCCUUCUCGUCUUUUCAAGAGCAAUCUUGAUGUAAGUGACAUUGAAAAUCUUCGACUUCAGAAAGAAAAGCAUGAAAGGAAUAUUGAAGGAAUGCUUGAAGUUUUAAAAGGUGUUCAGAGAAAACAGAGGCAAUUAGAAGAUAACGAGGCGAAUAUACACAAGCAAAAGGAAGAAAUUAUUAACAUGAUGAUGUCCCAAAAGAAGAGACAAGAAGAAAUAAAAAGGCGUGUUGAUAUGAGAAGGAGAGUGCUGGAGGACUUAUGCAAAGAGGAAGAUGUGGAAUCCAGCACAAGAAAGCUGGUUGAUCAGGUUGCUAACUUAAAGGACAAGCGAUUUCAAGCAAUGAUAAAACUUAAGGAUUUGCUUACUGAAGCUGUUGCUCUCAAAUGGAGCCACACAGAAAAGCAAAUGGCUUCCAUUGAGCUCGAUGCCAAGAUAUGGGAGAUGGAAAAGGGUGUGAAAAAACUUGAAAAGGAUGCUAAUCUGGCUGCCAGAGAAUAUGAAGAUCGUAAAAGAAUCACUCAGGAACAUAAGCGGAAGUUGGUUUUGGCACAACAGCACGCAGAGUCGAUAACCAUGAUCACUAAAGACAUUGAAAAAGAGUUUGAUGAGAUGCCUCGUACCGUAGAAGAACUGGAAACAGCAAUACAAGAUACUGAAUUGGAGGCAAAUUCUAUGCUAUUUCUAAACCAAAAUGUUUUGCAGGAGUAUCAAAACCGGCAACGCGAGAUAGAAUCAAUCUCAAAUAAACUUAAGGAUGAUAAAGACGAAUAUGAGAUAUGCUGCUCUGAAAUUGAAACUGUAAAGGGUAAAUGGCUUCCAACUCUGCGGACUCUUGUUUCAAAAAUAAAUGACACAUUCAGUCGUAACUUUCAAGAAAUGGCCGUUGCUGGAGAAGUUUCAUUGGAUGAGCAUGAUCUUGAUUUUGAUCAGUACGGCAUUCUUAUAAAGGUGAAGUUUAGGCAAACUAGUCAGCUGCAGGUGCUAAGUGCUCAUCACCAAUCUGGAGGGGAGCGAUCAGUAUCGACCAUAUUGUAUCUUGUGUCACUUCAAGAUCUUACCAACUGCCCCUUUCGGGUGGUUGAUGAGAUAAAUCAAGGAAUGGACCCCAUAAAUGAGAGGAAGAUGUUCCAGCAGCUUGUUAGAGCUGCCAGCCAAAUUAACACGCCACAGUGCUUCCUUCUGACGCCCAAGCUGCUACCUGAUCUGGAGUACAGCGAUGCCUGCAGCAUUUUGAACAUCAUGAACGGUCCAUGGAUUGAGAAGCCAGCGAAAGUUUGGAGCGCCGGGGAUUGUUGGAGGACGGUGAUGAGCGCUGCAGGGCAUUGAUUUGUUGAAUCCUGCGUCGGCAGCACUAGGCUUUUGUGAAGUUAAAAGUGUAGGUUAUCCCGAAGCAGCUUUUGGGUGAUCAAUUUAAGUUUUAGAUGUACCCCAUGUAAAUAUAGGAAAGCUAAGUUAGCUGAUGUCUAAGAACCGGAAGCUGGGUAGGCCUUUUGUUUGUUACUUGAACCGUUCUGUAGAAUGAUGUCUACCCGGUAGCUGACCAGCUGGUGUCUCUGCAAAUUGAUGCAGUGUAUGUUAGUUAUCCACCAGCAUAGUUCAGUGAUUCUUUUGCAGUGUGAAUCUACAUUGGCGAACCAUGUAGUUGGCGCCACGUCUAAUUGGCUACGCUACGGUCUGCUCCUGUAUCUGGUGGCUAAUGAGCACGCAAAAUUGUGACUUUUCUGGACAUA